AUGGCCUCCAAAACAAGAGCCCUCAAUGCUGCCCAUGCUGCGGGGAUUUUCGCAGACAUGACUCUCGACGGCCCCGAGAUCGGCACCCUCGUCGCCGUAGUCGACAGGGCCAAAAACCUGCCGAACCGGAAGACCAUGGGCAAGCAAGACCCAUAUUGUGCUAUGAGACUGGGAAAAGAAGCCAAGAAGACGGAAACGGACAAGAGAGGCGGGCAAACACCCAGAUGGGAUCAAGAACUGCGAUUUACCGUCCACGACUCCCCCGACUAUUACAAAUUGAAAUGCUCCAUUUUCAACGAUGACAAGAAGACCGACCUCAUUGGCGAAGCCUGGAUCGAUCUAACAGAGGUCAUCAUUCCCGGCGGCGGACAGAGUGAUCAAUGGCGUCAAUUGAACUUCAAGGGCAAAUAUGCAGGAGACAUCCGGAUUGAGUUGACAUAUUACGAUACAAGACCCAAGCCAGAGCUCCUAGCAGAGAAGCAAAAACAAAGAGACAAAUUUCAUUCGACCGUCAGUGACGCCCCGAGCAUAAUUUCUGGCCCUCGCCAACUCGGUCCUCGUGAGAUCAAGAGAAGGCCACUCCCACCUGGUCCGGGUGGAAACUUCUCAGCUCUUUCGACCGCUCAGACUUCCGAACGAUGGCCCCGGGAAGACUCGCCGGAUACAAUUCCUGGCCAUGGAUAUACGAACGGCAACCCUCCACCUCGUCCACCAAAACAAAGGUUCGUUCCAGAGACUCCUGACGAUGUUGGAUAUGAUCUGAACCCUCAAUUCGGCCCCGACUCUUACGAACCGCCUCAAAACUUUAGUCCAUAUCAUCACCAAAGUCAAUCACCAAGCAAGUACUACGAUGACUACGACGAUCCUAUGGCGGUAUAUGGGGAGCAAGACCCAUAUGCCAUGGAUUCCUACCAACAAGCAGGCCUUCUGCCGCAAACCCAACCACCACAGGCUGUGCCAGGGGUCCUACCACCAGACCAUCAUUCCUCAUCGGCUCCGCAUUCGCCAUACGAUCUACCAGAUCAGCCUCCCUAUCAUUCCUCCCCUCCUCGAAUAACGCCGCAGCGCACGCCACCAGGGGGUGCGCAGAUUCAGCAUUGGAACGGCAGGACCAGCACAUCUCCGGUCAAGUAUGCCGCAUACAGGGAUAGUCCACUCCGCCAAUCUAUCAGUCCACAUGAUAUGCCUGAAGCGAUUUCGACCUCUUCCGAUCCACGGUUCGAUCAAGAUGGAUUACCACCGCCCCCUCCUGCUCACCGAGGUACCAUGACAAGGGUGCCGGCAUCUUCGUCGAGUCACAGAGACUCGUAUGGAGAACCUUCGCCACGCACCCCAGCGAAAUUCAACAGCGUCGAGGGUAGGAGCCCUCUUCAAAGGCUCGAGCGUGAUUAUGAUCCGUUUCAGGCAACCCCCCCUUCCCGAGAUAUACAGCGCCAAGUUCCAUCACCGCAGUCUUAUGAACCAAGCCCGCCACCGCCAGUCGACCAUGACCGAUAUCCCAUGUUUCCAUCUGAUAAGCGAAAAUCCUACAAUAAUGAUAUAAAUCAGCUUCAACCAAUAGGCACUGAGAAUGAAGUGCCCCCUCCUGAAAGGAUCAGCGAUCGCAUGUUCGCUCAGCGUCAUGACGGAGAAAAUAUUCAAGAGAAUUUCAGGCGUUCUACAGGCAAUGAACUGCCGCGGCGGGCGCAGACAUUUGACAACUUUGAAUUGUACGAUGAGAGACACGUCCGAAGUUCUGCUCCGGUCGUUGUCCGGCCUCGUCCAAUUACUCCCAAUUCUAAUCAUACCAUUCCUCGGAAAUCAAUUACCCCGACGUUCACAACGAGCGAUGAUCGCACCCAGAUGUCUAGUGUUCCGUUUGGACCUGGCUCGUACGAUGUGUUGAACCCCGGCACGAGCUCAACACCGGUUGAGGGUGCAUUCAACUCCCCAGAAGAUGCGUUCGAGGUGGCUCGACAGAAGGAGGUCGACAAAAUUCGGGAACAAGGUCCAAUUAUCGGGAACGAUGGAAGAGUGAUUGAUCCAUCGGACCAUCUUCCUUCUGACACGUGGGCGCCAGAACCUGAAAGAAAACAACGCAAGCCAGAGCAUGUCAUUAGAAUUCGCACAAGAGAAGAAGCACGAAAUCAAAAUCGGGCAGGAUCGUCGCCAGCCUCCGCUCGACCACACUCGAUUGCGGCGACGCCUUAUCAGGCCUCCCCAAGCGUUCCGGUGUCUUCACCGUACCAGACGUCAACCCCUCCAGCGACGGCUCCGGUUUCGCCUCAAGCCGAACCAUCCAGCGGCCGGAACAGGCUGAAGAAACCAAUGCCAAAUCGACCACUCCCGACGCAACCGUACCCGAGCCCUCAGGCAGGCCCAUCUGUGCAAAAUAGCGCCUCAAUCGAGCGACCUAGUCCCUCGAACCAACGUUAUACUAUUCACUCUUCUCCCAUCAGCGGAUCACCUCAGCGAUCUCCGUUUUCGGAAUAUCAAGUUCCGUCUGGGAACAGUUACAGCCCGCGCGGUGGUUAUGGGCCACCAGCAGGGCCUCAGAAUCAGUUGGAGUAUUCUCCAUCACCGACCAAUCCACCAAUUGAGAGGUCGAUGCCGGAGAAUCCCGGUUACGGCGGUGGCCCGUCGUAUGAUGUAGAGGAUUCCCUGGCGCUUGAAUUGAGCAGAAUUGACAUAGGGCCGUCGAGGAUGCCCAGGACGGCGUUACGGCCUCAGAAAGCAUACGGCGCGUACUAG
Fonsecaea multimorphosa CBS 102226 is the source of this 2730-nucleotide messenger RNA. RefSeq lists its product as uncharacterized. The record is from RefSeq and is a predicted model, not a curated record. NCBI's taxonomy places the organism in Eukaryota, Fungi, Ascomycota, Eurotiomycetes, Chaetothyriales, Herpotrichiellaceae. The transcript has 2 exons. Bases 1 to 2730 code for a protein of 909 amino acids.